AUGCGGUCGCCGGCGCUCCUGGUCGCCGGCCUCCUCGCGGCGGUGCUCCUCGCUGCCGGUGCCGGGGUCGGGGUCGCGGCGGCCGCGACGGAGGAGGCCUACGUCACGCUGCUGUACGGCGACGAGUUCGUGCUCGGCGUGCGCGUCCUGGGGAAGUCCCUCCGCGACACCGGCACGCGGCGCGACAUGGUCGUGCUCGUCUCCGACGGCGUCUCCGAGUACUCGAGGAAGCUCCUCCAGGCAGAUGGUUGGAUUGUGAAUCGUAUAACAUUACUGGCUAAUCCUAAUCAAGUUAGGCCAAAGAGGUUUUGGGGUGUCUACACCAAGCUAAAGAUAUUUAACAUGACAAGCUACAAAAAAGUUGUUUACCUUGAUGCAGAUACUAUAGUUGUGAAAAGUAUCGAGGAUCUUUUCAAGUGUGGCAAGUUUUGUGGAAAUUUGAAGCAUUCUGAAAGAAUGAAUUCUGGUGUGAUGGUUGUUGAACCUUCUGCAACUCUUUUCAAUGAUAUGAUCAACAAAGUGGGUCAAUUGCCUUCUUACACUGGAGGGGACCAAGGUUUUCUAAAUUCAUAUUAUUCUGAUUUUGCCAACUCCCGUGUCUAUGAGCCAGACUCGCCUUUAACUCCUGAACCGGAGACACAACGCCUUUCUACCUUGUAUAAUGCUGAUGUUGGCCUUUACAUGCUAGCAAACAAGUGGAUGGUUGAUGAAAAGGAAUUAAGAAUCAUCCAUUACACGCUGGGCCCCCUAAAACCCUGGGACUGGUUCACAGCGUGGCUUGUAAAACCUGUUGAAACAUGGCAGGAUAUUAGGCAAAAACUUGAAGAAUCUCUUCCAGGAACUGGUGGGGGAAGGAACCCUCGUGACCAGCUGGUUGUCAAAAUAUUGUUCAUUCUCCCAUUUUGCUUGCUGUUAUUUGGUUAUUACCAAUCAUGUUUUCAGACAAACAAGGAGUUGAUAAAUAUAAGAUCACUAUGUGCAUUUGCUAGAAGAGCUCGCCACAAAUACAAGUCUGAAGAGUCACUUCCAUCUUAUUCAGUGGUGGGUUCAUCGUCUGUAUUUGGUAUUUCAAACCAAAGGUUAUCAAAUGGAAAUUUGAAGCUACCUUCUUAUUUUGGGGCAAUCGCGGUGCUAGUCUGCUUCAUGUCUGCUGGUUUCUCUCUUGAAUUUGCUUUCAUUAUCAUUCCACGGCAGGUUAUGCCAUGGACAGGUUUGCUACUGAUGCUUGAGUGGACCUUUGUGGCAUUCUUCUUAUUGUUUGGGAGUUAUCUCCGUUUUGUCUACCGGUGGGGAAGUAUCAGUGCAAACCAUGUGGGCUUUAGCAAUCCUGAUGCAUCAGAGAAUCAUAUGGGUCCAGGCCAUCAGCGAAAUAUGUCUGACUGCGACAUGGAUGCAACAUUUUACUGGAUAGGGAUGGCAACUAUAGCUACUAUUACUGUAUUAUUACCAACUAUCUUGGGCAUAACUGCAUUGUUCACAAAGCUAGGAUUAAUGGUCGCUGGUGGUAUUGUGCUGGCAUCUUUUAUGACAUAUGCAGCGGAGCAUCUUGCAAUCUCAGCCUUCAACAAGGGUAGGUUUGUACAAAAAAAGAAUGAUGAUUAA
Molecule: messenger RNA, 1602 nt
Organism: Miscanthus lutarioriparius
Lineage: Eukaryota; Viridiplantae; Streptophyta; Magnoliopsida; Poales; Poaceae
Source: the annotation of a GenBank genome assembly